GCUCGGGUCUACGGGAGUGCAAUGUCCACAGUCACUGUAGACAGGUACGCCUACUGAUUCGACAAAUGUCUACAGUCAUUUCCAUCCGAUUGAAAGUCAACGGUCGUACUGUCCAAUGGAGUUUGGAGGCGGGACUCCGACUGUAGACUUUUGGCAAAUCAGAAGGCUUGACUGUCUACAGUCACUGUACUCGCAUGUGAUUGGAAGUCUACAGUCGUACUGUCCAAUGGAGUGUUUGGAGUGGGCGGGCUCUCCGCUAUGCAAAUCUCCAUCGAGAGAAACAGCAGUAGCGAAGACUUGGGUUGACAGGAACAAGCAUCGGACCAAAGACACAGAGUGCUUUCCACUUUGUGACAAGGCACAGACAACGGAGAGGAUCAACCAUCAUAAACAAGAACAUCUAAAGCGACAAUAUACUAUGUGACAUAACCUUCAUGUGUACUGUGAAGGCUCUGAAAGACAAUCAACACAAAACACCCAGGGGACAGAAAUACUGAAGUCCAUCACCUAGGCAACAUAAAUUAGCUUUAAAAAGAUCAAUCCAAGCAGAUUGAAUUGAUAAUGGAUUGGAGUCUUUUAUAAAAUGCCCAAACAGCUUCCACCCCAUUCGUCUGGUCUAGUAAACAAACUCUGUGAAACUGGGAGACUAUUUAUUGAGCAGUAUGAAAGUAAGAAACCCAGAAUGCAAGCCAUUGCCGAUGAACUUGUAGGGAUAUCUAACAAUUCAAAAGGCGUGCAGAACACAACGAACACAUACAGACUAGGGGCAGCAUUAGAAGUACUUGGAGUUGUAACCGUGGGUUUAGCUGCAGCUUUUUUACCAGCUCCUGUAAAACUGGCAUUAUGCCUCGCAGGAGGCAUGGUAGCAGUCUGUUGGGCGGGGACUGUUGUUGCAGCAAAUGCUACCAAGGCAGCGACAGAGAUCCUCAGUAGGGAUAGGGUUAAAGAUUUGGGGAAAGAAUUCAUGGAAAUCAUUGAGCUGCUAAAGGGUCUCCUGGUGGACAUUAAGACGGUGUCUGAGGAGUUGGAGGAAAAGUCCUCCUCCUUAAUUACACCAACGAGGAACCAGGCAAAGAUAGGACUGAUGAAAACGGAAGAACUUCAGCAGCUUCUGAAGCAAACGGCUACACUGUCAGAGAAAAGCAGGAAAGUCGUGGACUGGACUCUCAACACACUGAGGCAAGUGAAGAAACUGUUAGACUUCAUUAUCACUCUCACCAGAAUCACUCCAACGGCUGAUGAUGACGAGAAGCUCAGAGACUUCAUCACGCAUUCAGCUCUGCGGUGCGAGAAAACCGUGCUGGAGUUUGCAAGGAUGAGGAACACGCUCAGGGACUACCUGGAGAAGCAGGCAUAAUAGGGACGUGCAACGCCAUCGUUGAAGUUAAGCACAGUGUUGCAUCACAGCUGCAAGCAAAAGUCCUUCGAUAAAAAUGCAAUUAAUCUCUACUUGCAGUCAAAUAUAAUAUUCACAUGAUCAUAAAUGGUGAUGGCAUGUGGCGUAGUGGGUUGUCCGUAGGUGUUGGGAUCAGGGGGUCACAGGUUCAAACCCCACUGCAGUCAGCAUGUCGUUGUGUCCCUGAGACACUUCACCCCAAAG
Gymnodraco acuticeps is the source of this 1600-nucleotide messenger RNA. RefSeq lists its product as uncharacterized. The transcript is spliced from 4 exons. The record is from RefSeq and is a predicted model, not a curated record. NCBI's taxonomy places the organism in Eukaryota, Metazoa, Chordata, Actinopteri, Perciformes, Bathydraconidae. The coding region runs from base 584 to 1357 and encodes 257 amino acids.